Myotis lucifugus (little brown bat) is the source of this 2685-nucleotide messenger RNA. Its product is annotated as fibroblast growth factor receptor-like 1. The annotation marks the transcript as partial. Gene Ontology annotation, molecular function: fibroblast growth factor receptor activity; fibroblast growth factor binding. Gene Ontology annotation, cellular component: plasma membrane. The record is from RefSeq and is a predicted model, not a curated record. The transcript is spliced from 6 exons. Lineage: Eukaryota; Metazoa; Chordata; Mammalia; Chiroptera; Vespertilionidae.
CUGUGGGGCCGCCUGCCCUGCUCGUGUCCGCGGGACCUGCUGCCCGGCCGCUCCCCCAGCCGCCGGCUGCUCCCGGCGUUCACCCCGGUUUUUCGGAAGUUAGAACGGGAGCCCGUCGCUGUCAUCCCCUGGGAAUGCUGGCACCCGGGACCUUGUCCAAGACGUUCGGGGCAGAGAGCGCGGUUGCAACGGAAAUCAAAGCCUGAUGUGGAGAAACGAAACCUGAGGCCUCCUGGCUGUUUGAAAACAUUCCGGGCGACAUUCUCCGGGUUUCGUUUCCCCGAGGGCAGCUGUCAGGGGCUGGGAGCGGGCGAGGUUCCCGUUACAGAGGGUCGCUCACGUCUCUGGGCCCGAAAAACAGUCGGGAGAGCAGAACUUCAUCGCGGAGCCCGCGGCCCGCAGACCACAGCCAACAGCACCGGGGCCUGGCGCAGGCCCUGCCGGCUGCCCGAGCGAUCCCCGCACCGGCCCAUCCUCCAGGCCGGGCUGCCCGCCAACGCCUCCACGGUGGUCGGCGGCGACGUGGAGUUUGUGUGCAAAGUGUACAGCGAUGCCCAGCCCCACAUCCAGUGGAUCAAACACGUGGAGAAGAACGGCAGCAAGUACGGGCCCGACGGGCUGCCCUACCUCAAGGUGCUGAAGCACUCGGGCAUAAAUAGCUCCAAUGCGGAGGUGCUGGCUCUGUUCAAUGUGACGGAGGCGGACGCGGGGGAGUAUGUGUGUAAGGUCUCCAAUUACAUAGGGCAGGCCAACCAGUCCGCCUGGCUCACGGUCCUGCCCAAGCAGCAAGGCCGCCGGGGUUAACACCACGGACAAGGAGAUUGAGGUGCUCUAUAUUCGGAAUGUAACUUUUGAGGAUGCGGGGGAGUACACGUGCUUGGCGGGUAACUCUAUCGGCAUCUCCUUUCACUCUGCAUGGUUGACAGUCCUGCCAGGUACAUACCGCCUGCUCCCGCCUCGACUGGGUGCCCUGGGCGUGGUCCCCCUUCCUGGUGGGGUGCUAUGGCGUCAACACGCUUCUGUCCUCAGAAACCGCCCCUCGCGUCUUUGCAGAAAGACUUGGAGAAUGUCCACGACCCUCCCCCAGGAUAGAAGCCAUGGCCUGGGAGAGUCACGUGCAGCGAGGCCCCACGCGCACGCGCACGGUCACGUGACGUGUCUCCCGCCCCCCAGGGGACCUCACGCUCUCCGUGGGCCACGGAGUCGACGUGGAAAGUCGCCCCCCAUCCCCGAGUCCCUUAAGGCGUGGAAGUCACGUGGUAGUACGCAAAGUAGUGUGCUUUUCUCAUUUUAAACUCCAUUGUGCUCUGCACGUUGACUCCACGUUCCCUUUUUAACGAGACGUGAACAGACGGCGGGCGUCGCGGUGCCCGGGCCAGGCGCCCGCGUGUGGGUGCACAGAAGCGGUGUGGUGCCCGCCUCGGGGCUCGGUGGCUCCCUGCAUGUGACCCUGGGCGGGGCUUUCCGUCUGCCUUCCCCGCGGAGCAUGCGCUGGCCUCUCGCUCGAUGCUGCUUCUGCCCCAUCAGCUGCCUCCUCGCUGCCAUCUGACUCCGUGAGCACAGUGUCUGUCGGGUCAGACGAGCUGGGUCCCCGCCUGCUCCUGUCCUUUCCGUGGUGACUGUGCUGCUGGCCUACGUUCCACGGCGUUGCCAGCGCCUCCUCGUCGGCCUUCGUGCCGCCUGCAUGCUCGUGCCACACCCGGCAGAGGAGGGGGAUCGCUCCACGCGACGCUGUGCGGCUGAGCGUGCUGACUGUCUUGCGAGCAUUUUCCUGAUGAAAGCGUGUGAGCUUCAAGUCAGACCGUGGCUCUCGUGUUCCCUGGUCCCGGGAACCUGCUCUGAGUGUUUGCUACGAGCAGCGAGGCCUCUGGCGUCGAGCUUGCUUGUCCUUGCCGCCCUGCGCCCCACGGGCGCCCGGUGGGCCGCCUUAACCAGCCUGCCCCGCAGCGCGGCGCACUAACCGAGAACGCGGUCCCAGGACAGCGCUGUGCAGACCCCUGCUCGCAGGUCAGCCAUCGAGGCCCGAGGAGGGAGCACACGCUAUUGGGACGGAUACAAGAACGUGCUCACCUGAGUAACUACACGUGGACGCACACGCAACACCACUUCUGUUUUUCCUUUACAAGUUGCAGUGAUGUGUCAGUAUAACCAGAUGCACAAAAAACGGUCAUGGGUAUUAUUACUGUUGCUAUUAUUUUUAUGUGCGAAUCCUCACUGAGGAUGUUUUCCCACUGGUUUUCAGAGAGAGUGGAAGAGAGAGAGACAGGGAGAAACAUCGAUGUCAUGUUGGUUGGUUGCCUCCUGCACGCGCCCUGACCGGGGCCCAGGCUGGGGAGGAGCCUGCGACCGAGGUACAUUCCCUUGACCGGAAUCGAACCCGGGACCCUUUGGUCCACAGGCCGACGCUCUGUUCACUGAGCCAGCUGCCUAGGGCAAAAAAUUGUAUUGGUGAUCGAUUAAGGACGAUCACCGAGACGAUUUGUGGCACGCAGACGAUGCUUCUACGUCAGCAGCCAGCCCGCCUGCGUGUUAAAUGCAUUUGCUUGUCGAGUAGAAUAACGAGUGAGGCUGCGCUAAGGAAUUGGACCCCUUUUGGGGCCGGCCAGCCUGCCCGGUGCAUCUCUACUCCGUUUCACACGGACCUGGGCGCAUCUGCGCCCCCUCCCACCUCCCUGUUGAUGAGCC